UUCGUGCCUGGGAAAUGGUGCAGUUUAUCUUUAAGGAUGCUAGAAAAAUAAGAGAUGAGGCUCACGUUGCACGGAUGACAUCACUAGCUUUUGGCUGCGCGCUCCGUGUUCUCGUCUGUGGGUUUUAGCCAAGGCUGCAGCGCCCGGCGCCUGAGCGAGAGAGCGCGGCGGCGGCUUCCUCCGGCGCUCGCAGCCGGGCGUUGCGAUUUCCCGAGCACCCCGGGCGCAGCCUGGGCUCUCGCUCCCCAGCAUUGGCCGGGCCCGCGAGGCCCCGGAGCCGCCGCGGCUAGAGGAGGAGGCAGGGAGGGGAAGCUCAGCGACCCAGCCUCCCUCCCCCACCCUCGCCCCAUUCACUUCGGCGGGCACCGCGCGCCAGGAGCCUGAUCGUGGGACGCCGAGACCGCGACGGGAUUCUCUGCACGCUGCCGAGUGAGCCGGCGCCUCGGCUCCUGGGUGGGCUGCGAAGAAAAUGGUGCAGUCUGAGAGCGGCUGACCCCAGUUGGGUAGAGCAGACAGCUACAGUGCCGGGCUCGGGUGGCGGGAGAAGGGGGCGGAUUGUUUUGAAGGGCCGGGGCCGCUGUUUUCCUCCGUGCCUACAGCAUUUUCUUUGCACCUGGGCAGCACGUUCCCGGGGCUACUUGGGAGCCAGAUGAAGUGAGGCAGAGGCGUCGCGGGAGAGGCGGGUCUGGAACCUGUCGGGUGGAUACUCAGGAAGAAGAGGGCGCUGGGGAGAUCGGCAUGACGCCCGGGGACUGGCUGCCCAGCUGGCGGUGAGCCCCGAUCGCGCGACCUGUCCAUGGUGUUGAAGGCACCUCGAGCCGAGCUCCGCGCGCCCCGCGCCCCGCGCCCUGCCGGGUGCACCCUCCUCUGCGCACCCAGCCCCUCGCACCCGUCAGCUGCCGCCCAGUCGUCCCGGGUCCCGGGCCAAGGCUCGUCCGGUAACGCCGUCCGAGUGACCGCACCGUCGGCCCGAGGGGCCUCCUGAAUGGCGAGGCCAGACGCAGACGACCCGGGAGCCCGCGCGGAGAGGUCGGCAGCGACCGUGUGCCCACGGGCUGCCCGCCUUUGAGCACAGCGCGCUGGCCCGGCAGAACAAGGGACCUGCUGGUGACCAGAGGACGGAGAUUUUAAAAAGACCAAACCCAGACUGGAAGAACAUUUCUUCGCUUGCAGACCGGAAGGGGGAGAGUCGCUGAGUGGGAGACCCAGGCGGGACUCAGGACAGCCGGCCCUGGCAUCUGGAGGUUUCCUUCGCUGGCCGGCCGCCGCGCGGGUGCUGGGGUUCAUCCGGUCGUCGCGCAGCUCCUCGUGAUAGCCUCCACCCCCUCACCCCAAGAUAAAGCCAGGCGAGUGGGUCCCCUCGCUACCCUGCACAAAGAAAGCCCGGCAGCCCCACGGCAGCCGAGGGCAAUUGGUGUUUAGUUUCUGGCCCCAGGGCAGCGGCACCCGAAGCCCGGCUGCGCGCCGACGCGGCCGGUUCGGGGCAGUCGCUUCCUGCGGGGCAGGGAGGGGGCGGGAGGCAGUCUUGUCCGCUCGCCGCCGCCCGAGGCUGCACCUGCCCCGGAGGAUGCCCAGGAGCCCGCCCGAGCCUCCCCGGAUCAGAACUUUUUAGGCUGCUCGUCCCCAUCCCUGCAGUCCCCGGGCCGCGCACCGGCAGGCGGGGGCGAGGGGGCGCCGCCGCGCGAGUCCCCCUCCGGUCCCCCUCCCCCUUGGCUCGGCCGCCCGCCGCUUUGUUCCGGGCGCGCGGAGGGAAGGCGAGGCUGCGGCGGAUCAUGCCCAUGGUGUAGCCGCCAAGCGGAGGCAUGGCUGCCGGAAGGUUACUGCUCUAUACGGGCCUCUCGCUAGCGCUCUGCGCCCUCGGCAUGCUGGCCGUGGCCAUCUGCUCGGACCACUGGUACGAGACGGACGCCAGGAAGCACAGGGACAGGUGCAAGGCCUUCAACACCCGCCGGGUCGACCCCGGCUUCAUUUACAACAACAACAACAACUUGCCGCUCCGGGCGAGCCGCUCGCGCCUGGACCGCUGGGAGGGCAAACUCCUCCGGGCCCGGAACCGCCGGCAGCUCUUCGCCAUGAGCCCGGUGGACGAGUGCAGCCGGCAGUACAACUCCACCAACAUGGGCCUUUGGAGGAAGUGCCACCGGCAGGGCUUCGACCCCGAGAUCGCAGCCCUUAUUCGGAAAGGAGAAAUUGAACGAUGCACGUACAUCAAAUACCACUACUCCUCAGCCACCAUCCCCAGGAACCUCACUUUCAACAUCACGAAGACCAUCCGUCAGGACGAGUGGCACGCCCUUCAUCUGCGCAGGAUGACAGCUGGCUUCAUGGGCAUGGCGGUGGCCAUCAUCCUCUUCGGCUGGAUCAUCGGCGUGCUGGGCUGCUGCUGGGACCGGGGCCUUAUGCAGUAUGUGGCAGGGCUUCUCUUCCUCAUGGGAGGAACCUUCUGCAUCAUUUCACUGUGCACCUGUGUGGCCGGAAUCAACUUCGAGCUGUCACGCUACCCGCGCUACCUGUAUGGACUCCCCGAUGACAUCAGCCACGGCUACGGAUGGUCCAUGUUCUGUGCGUGGGGGGGCCUGGGCCUCACACUCAUCUCGGGGUUCUUCUGUACCUUGGCCCCUUCUGUCCAACCUGUCCCGAGGACCAACUGCCCUAAAUCCAGACCCGAGAACGGGACAGUGUGCUAAAAAAAAAAACCCAUACCUAUAUAUAUAUAUAUAUAAAUAUAUAUAUAAUAUACAUAUAUAAAACAAAACUAACUCAAGAGGAUGCCAUCAGGCACCCACAUCUCGCCGGACUUUGUGUCACCUCAUCACCGGGAUGGGGAAAGCAUUCCCAUCACGUGGCUCUUCCAUCCCUUCUUGACUCUUGGCUCCAUGGUUUCUUGAAGACAGAAUGAACAUCACCCCCCUGUGAUAGCGUCCCAAUCCCCGUCCCCCACGAGGAUGGGGUGGUGGGCCGAGAAGGGACAUGUCGCCAGGGGUCCGAAGCAGCCCGGAUGUAGAGAAGGAGAUGCCGUCCAUCGGGCCAGCAGGGAGGCACCACCCCAGCACCGACCGCAUCGCAGAGAAAGAAAGCCCGUAGUUCAUAGAAGGUAACCAGAUCUUCGAGGCCAUGUGCAGAACCACUUCUCUGGAUCUUCCUGUUCGGAUUCCCUUCCUGGCCCACCAGCGACACACAAGAAGUGCAAGAGAAAACAGACCGAGAAGGACAUUUUCUCUUUGCUGCCAAACUUUCGGACCAAGUUCUAGAGGUGGGAAGGGGGCGAGAGCAACAUGCUGAGAGGCAAGGUCCUCGUCAAUAAAAGGACACUUCCGUGGAUGCUCAGAAAACCCAGUCUUACCCCCCAGCUGCCUUACACCAGUCAAACAAGAGGCCGCCCUGCCCCUGCCCCCCCGACCCCACCUUCCGUCCUGCACGGGCAGACUGGAGCCUUGGAGUAACGCUGUGAUGUGUGCGUGUGUGUGCGUGUGUGUGUGUGUGUGUGUGUGUGUGAUGACUUCUGGUGGUUUCCUUUUCUCCUUUGCACCUUUUAAAAUGGAAAUACUGCAUCAUGACUGUUGUCUCCAUCCUUUGUGGUGGUUUCGCGGCCUGGGGCGGAGGCCCGAGACCGAGGGAGUUAAAUAACGAAGGGGCAAGCCCACGCGGGGGCCCGUUCUGUAGUUUCAGAUCCCUGGAGUGUGUGCGUGUGAUGGACGUUCUCUGAGUGUGGGUUUUAGCGUUUGUGUUGCAUUUUUCUAUUAUUUGUUGUGUGCAGCUGAAAUUCCCCGAGGGCAGAACCGAGAACCAAGCCACUGGGUCUCAGAGGGCCCUGUGGUCCUUCACGUCAGAGUUCUGGGAUGCCGCAGGAUUUAGUCCUCUAAAUCUGGAAGUUCAAGACAAAGCUGGGCACAAAAGCCGUGAGAGAAGAGAGGGAGCACGGUGCAGGCGGGAGAAGGAACGUUUCCUCUGUGGCUGUCGUGUACAAGUAUGUAUACCAAACCAAACCAGACCUUCACUCGCCAUCGUGGAAGCUGUCCUUUGUCACUGGACAUCUACCCCUCUCCUAGGGGCGACCUCUGUACAGAUGAAAGGAAAUGGGUCACGUGCAGAGAGAGCAUCUCCAUGUCCCAUGGGCUCGAGUUUGUAUGAUAUUGUGUAAAUUAAUGGAGAACUCUCGACUCUUCCCAUCUUCUUCCUUUUCCUCUUGAUAUUCAAGGCCAUGCAUCCCCAAAUAGCCGUCUUAGUGGCUAGCCCCCAAGACAGGGGUGGCAGAAGUCCCACCCAGUGUCUCAGGCUCAUUUGAGCAAACCGGCCCUGCAGGUGCUGGCGAACCACAAAGCCAGCCAGAGUCAUGGAAGCUGUAGGGACGAGCGUCUGCUGGGAAGAGUGGGCAGGAGCCCCUGACAGUCCCCUCGGAGACCCCGCGGGGGCUGUGCAGCCCUGGGGAGGCCAAGAGUGAAUCCCCGAGCUGCACAGUCACGGGUCAGCCAUGUAGCUGAGAAAUCAGUUGCUUCAGAACUAAGUGUGCUUCGGGCACUUUGCCAACAACAGCUCAACAGCCUUCCUCUCCCUCCCGUGCAAGCACCUGUUUCAUCCACCUGUCUUCUGAUCUAUCUUCCUAUCAGUCCCACCUUUCCUCACCUGCUAACCACCUCUCCCCCUUCUAUCCACCAGGCUAGGAGUCCUACCUGUCUCCUCAUCUGCUGUGUGUGCGUGCGUGUGUGCGUGUAUGUAUGUGUGUGUAAUUCACAUCCAGAUAGGACAUCCCACGUGCAUGAGUGGCCUGAGUGUGGGUCUCUAUAUAUGUGUAGCUCUCCGGUGCAUUUUCUGUGUGUUUGUACCAAUAUAACCUGGACGUAGGUGUGGGUUUACUACUCAAGGCUUCCUUCCGGGCGGCGCUGGUCAGCUUCUGUAGAAGGUCUCCUGUGUGCGUGCCCCGUGUAUGGGUGUGCCGAGAGAGGGGGGUGGGCUAUGGAGCAGAAGAUGCUAUUACCUUCCGAUGGGGCUUCUAAGGAUUUUUAAAAUAAGGGAUUUAUUCUAUGAGAAGAGAAACCCUUUUCAGGAAAAGCCAGUUUUUCUAUUGUAUAUGAAAUUUUAAAACACUUUUUUUCUUGAAAGGUUAGAAUUCCCCCUUGGAGGCAUACAAGGGCUUGAGAACCAGUGAGAAGCAUCCCACACUGAGAGGCCUCGUAUCUUCCUUCCAUGUGUCUUGAGUGGGCUCUGCCCAGCAGGGAGAGACAGGUGUCCACCAGCAUCUGUUUGGGGACAGAGGGCUUGUCUGCGACCAGACCCAAACUCCAGCUGUUUCCCAGCAGGAAAACGGGGAAAGAAUUUCUAAAAGGAGCAACUUGCUGUCAUUCAAACUUUUCUUAAGUAGCCCUGUUUGAAGAUACUGCCUCACUGCCCUGUGACUAUUUAUACCUUCUUUUUUUAAUCCCAUGCUUGCCAUAAAUGGAUCAGCCACUCUUUCCAGCCCUCAUCUUUAUGAUCGACCCUUAAUACUGCUUAUUGUGCCCCUUCACAACCUUCCUGAAAUAUUAAGAGAUGCCUAAGAAAGAAGUCAACCACUUGGCUUAUGUCACCAUCAUGAGAGCAGGAGCCUUGAGCUACGGCUUUGAUAGUGAGGCCGGACAGGAACAGAUCCCCUCUGAGGUCUGAUUCUGCUUGGGGCCAGUGAGAGGCCUGAGCCAGUGGUCAGGAUGGAAGCCCCGUACAGAGGGCAAGUCCUUGCCCGGCUGAACUCGAUCCCUCCAACACGGGGAUCCAGGUUAAGACCUCCCCCCCCACACCUGAAGCAGUGGCCUGGCUGAGGAAGGAGGAAGGGAGUGGGGAGGGAGAAGGAAGAGGAGGCCUCUGCCAACUUCGCCUCAAAGUAGAACCCAACCCUUGGAUAGGAUUUAGGGUUAACAGCCUCAUUAAAGCCCCAGCCCUGACCUUGGGUCAAGUUCAAAUUCUUUACAGGUGUGCAUGCAAGGUCCCUGAUCUUGGAUGUAUUUUGAGCUCCAUGCGAGUCCGCCUUAAGCAUGGGGCUCAUUUCAGCUUUCAUUGCCUUCCUUACCCUAUGAGACUGGGGAUUUAGGAAAGUGGAAUGUCCACUUGGAAGGAGGUCCUAUUUCUUUCUCCCCGUUGUGGGAGCUUUGUUUCCUCCACAUUUCCUCUUCCUCUCCCUCCACUCAUUUCCACUUUCCUUCUGCAUUAACUUAAAAUAGCUGAUCAGUGCAGUGAAAAGAGUUCAGGCAUUUGUCUCCAGAGGGGCUCAUCCUCUCUUUCCAGGCAGCCCCCCUUCCUCAUCUGUUGUGGCUGUAGGCUCCAAAAGGAGGUCAGUAGCUUCCUGGCAUGGAAAUAUUACAAAUAAAAAAUUUAAAUGUGCCUCUUCCAGCUUCAAUCCUCCUGAAAGCCUCAGCCUUUGAAUAACUACAUCUUUUCAGCAUCAGGGAUCACAGAGUCAGGAAGACUCAGCAUCUCCACCAAAUCAGGACAUAGCCUUCCUUGAUCACCUGUCCAUAUGCAGCACCCUGAGCCCAUUCUGGCAUCUUCUCUUGUUGGGGGCAAGUGGUUCCACCUCACAGUGCUUGCCUCUCUUUUGAUGAGGGAAGACACAUUAUCCUGGAACUCUUGAGUACGGGCCCUACCUCGUAGCAGUCAUCCACAGUCAAGAGAAGAGGUCUACAGUGAACCAGCAUAGUUGCUCUGAUUGAAUGGGGGAUGAGAUUAGAUCCCUAAAACUGCCCACCUCAGUCAGACUGAAAUCAGGUACCUGGAGGUAUUGACUCUGGCUUAUUCUGGGAGCGUUAAUUAACUGAUUUUCAAGUGUCUGAGGGGAAAGAGUGGGAAGACAUACACUCUGUUCAUCUUUGCUGUGGUUUGUGCGGGUCGCUUGGUUGAUUCUCGCGGCUAAAGGGAAGCUGCCUUUCCUGAAAAUGUUCCUCCUGCUCAGGGGUCAACCAUCCCAGCGGACAAAUCAAGCCCUUUGAAGGGAGCUAUGAUGAGUCAUAGGGACAGGUGAUUUCCCCAUAUUUAGAAAUCACUGGUGCAUCCCAGCCGGGUUGCCUGCUCUGCUGUCUUCUAGGUGGUAUCCGACGGAGUAAGGGGACAGGCUUUUAAACAAGCCCACGGGAGUUGAUAGACACAAAAGCUUCUGGUGUCUCUCAAAGCAGUCAACUUGGUGGGCUGUAUCUGCACUCUUCCCAUUGAUGCCUCCAUGGUGCAAAAUAUUUCUUAAACAUUAUUAUUAGUCCCUAGAUGACAUUAUUAUUGGCUUUCGGAUUACUUUUUCUGAAUAAUAGAAAAUUAGAAAAAUUAAGUACAAAAUUAAAAAAAGACUAAAGGAUCGUAAUUCCAUCACUCAGGGGCAUCCUGAUGGUCAACAGCCCCAGCAACUUCCACAGUCAGUGGUUGUCUUGGGCUGGAAGUCGGGGCUAGGAGUGGAGUCCCAGACUGAAGAACCACACUGGUCUGCAUGGACUUGACCAUGACCCUGUGUUCAUAGCAGAAGGAGCACAGGGCUCUGAGUCCCCAAAGACCACAAAGAGACUUUUUGAAAAAAAAAGUCCAGUGCCAGAGCAUAGGGAUGGGCAGAAUAGAAUGAAGAGAUUCCUUGGGAUUUUUUUUUUUCAUUUUCUCCUUUUUUUUUUUUUUUUUUUUUGAGUGUUAUCUCAAUCUAAUUAUAGGUGUAAGAGCACAGAAGCCAGAGUAACUCACUAAGCUAUGCUCUAUAGCACAGCUACUGUAAAGUCCACGUCAGCUCUGCACUAAAAUGAUUGGUGACUCUGGGUGCUGGGUCUUCUCCAUACUUGAACUUCCUCAUCCACAAAAUGAGGAUAGUGAUAACACUUUACCUCAUGGUAUGUUAAGGGUGACAAAGAAAUUGCAAAGUGAUUUGCAAACAUGAUGUGUCACAUGAAUUCUCCACCAGUCAAAGGAUCCUGCAGCAGCAGAGGCCCUGGCCAUGUGGAACCUUCCGUGGGGUGUCUGGGCCUCACCGCUGAAAGGACAAGUGAGAGUGAGCAGUCACCUUGGCCGCCAAACAGGACUGUCCCUAUCCAGCUUCAGCACGUGGGAUUCUAUUCUAUCAUUCGGGUCCCUCACAGAGGUUGGCUCCUUAAUUUACCCAUCUCAGGCUUCCGUCCUUUGGUCCAAAGCCAGUUUUGCAAAGGGCACUCUUAAUCCUUCUUGAUUAUUCCCAGAGGUCAUGGCAUGAGUAAACCCUAUGAAGCAAAUAGCAUAUAUGAUCUAAAACAGUUAACUAUUAAACAAGGGUCCAUGCCUUUUUUUUUUUUUUCUUUCCCGCAAACACCGAUCUGUAGCUAUACGAGCCCUCCUAGGGGGAGCAGAUCAGGCUCGGAAACAUUUUAAUGGUCUUUUAAGUUUAAGAUGGGAGCACGUUUCAAAGAACUGGUAUCUUCUAUCUCUUGUCAGUUGGUGAAGCAGGUGGCUUCAUCAAAAGCAUCUGGGUUCUCUCAUAGGAAGUCCUUUGGGUGGUGCUUCACUAGGAGAUGUUCUGGGAGUAAUCCUGUUGGGGGAAAACUGAACCAUAGGUUCUAGACAAGAACAUAUUUCUAAAAGGGUCUGCAUGCUUUCUGCUUUGCCGAGGAUCCCGUUUCAAUGUGUCGAUGAGAACUUCUCUGAGGGAAGUCCAAGUCCUCACUCACUGUAGGGAUAGAGCCCGACCAGGAAUGGGGGGACUACCCAACUAUAGAAGGUGUGGUUGACUGUUGAAAAUGGACUGUAAGCAUGUGGGGUGCACAGCAGUAGCUCAGACCUGGCCUCACUUUGACAGAUGCUGACUUCAGCCAUCGCAAUCCCGUUCUUCAUUUCCAAGAAUGGGGCGUUGCUCCUUGGGGAGCUCUCUGUGUCCCCCUCUCCCAUCUCCCAUGAUUCCCUCUGGCCAAACCUUUCCCUUCCUUGGUCACCUGGAGACCCUGUUGAGCCUGAAUGUGUCAGUGUGUCUGUGUCGUUGUGGAUGUAAUGGUGCCUUUCCCGUAAGGAGCUCUCAUUAUUCAGACUCCUUUCCCACUUCCACCCAUGGUGUGACUGUUGUAGAUCCAAGACUAUGUGUAAAAAUGUACAAAUAAAAGUGAAAAAUGAAAAUAAGGGGGAGGGAAUUGAGGCUGAACAAAUGUAUUGAUGUAGCCCUCAGUUUUUGGAGGACUCACGCAGACUGCCCUAAAAUCCUGACUCCGGGUGGGAUUUGAAGGGAGGGAAGCUAUUGGCACAGGAGUUUGUUGUGUAUGUGUGUUACAUUUUUUUGUUUUAUUUUAUUUUUUUCUGAUUGUUUCUCUGACAGUCACUAGUGUCUGCCUCUGUUCUAAAGCUUUUUGCCUUUAAAGUAAAAAUAUAUUUUCCAGAAAGUAAAAGCAAGUCAUCAAAGUCUGAAGGGUAAAGGUCAUCGUGAAGGUCAACACAAAGACCUGAUCCUGGGUUCCUGUUCAGAGCUUUGUCACUGGCUCACUCGGAGCCUCAGGCGAGUCUCGUUACCUCACUGUCUCUCUGCAUCCUCUCAGCCAAACAGGGAGCAGGGGGCUCCCGGGGCUCCUGGGGACACCACAUCUCCUUGGCCAUUCUGCUGCUAUUCUUAGAGGCUUCAGCCCACGCAGGGGUGCACUUCCCACCUGAAGACCCAUUUGGAGAGUUGUACCCCCUGGACCUCUUGCCCCUCUCAUGCCUCAGAAAGUAACCUCAAGCUAUCAGCCAGUUUGUGCUCCAGUCCAAAGCCUUUGAUCUACUUUUUUGUUCUCAGAUGCCUUUUCCCACCCUCUUUGCCAUUCUCAUUUUACUGUCCUUACUGACAAUUUUGCCAGCUGGGGUAGGAGAAGAGUCUCAAGGGAGACAGUGCCUGUGCAUUACUUUUUCAUCUAUGACUCUCUCUACAGACAUGGCUUGCGGGGGUCAGAGACAGGGGGGCUGGCUAGGAGACGCCUCCAGAUCAGAAUGAAGCAAGCACCGGUGGGUGGUGGGGUAAGGGCAGUGGGCAGCGGGUGUGAGUUGCCUGUGAGGUAAGAUCGAGAAAACUCUUGGAAGGAGAAAUGGCAGAGGCACCAGAGCAUCCUCAGCCCAGCAGUGGAGACAGAUCCCCGAAAGGCAGGGUACCCUGAAGUAAGCGAAUGGGUAAUCCCAGAGCACAAGGAGCUGUCUCCCCUACGACUGAGAAGAUGAGAGACCCUAGGGGGGUGGGGCGAGGGGUUCGCACCAAGCUUUACCUAACCCUCCCAUCCAUGGCGCCUUCCAUCCAAACCUCCCUCCUUUCUGACAGUCCACAGUGAUCACCACUCACUCUGGGACUAGUUUCAGGAAGACAAUUUAGACCAGUGCUGUCCAACGAGAGAGAAUGUGAACCAUAUAUGCAAUUUUUAAUAUCCUAGUAGCCCCCCUUUUAAAGGUCUAGAUAAAACAGGUGAAAUUAAUUUUGGCACCUGUUUCAACCCAACAUAUCAAAAAUACUAUUUUAACAUGGAAUCAAUAUUUAAAAAAUCACCGAAAUAUUUCGCAUCCAUGGCCUUUUCAUGACGUCUUUGAAAUCCAAUAUGAGUUUUAUUCUUAGAAAACAUUGCAGUUUGGACCAGCCACAUCUCCAGUGCUCAACAACCACACGUGACAGCCGGCUACCAUAUUGGACAACAAGGAUUUAGACUCUUUGUUUAAGAGGCUGAGUCGGACCCCAUCCCCCGGACCCCCUCCCCCAUACAUCACUCAUAUCUCCCAGCUGACAGUGGCCAGAGGUUGGUCUUAGCUGAGAGUAGAAAGCACAGAGGGGGCAGCUGGGUGCUAUCCUGGCCCCUGAAAUUGCUCCUCACCUGCUUAGUUGGAGGAGAGGACCAUGAUUGUCAAAUACAUGUCACGUCUGUCCCACAGGGUGACAGCACUGCCCCUGGGCGUGGUGCAGGUGACUUAUUGAAGUUCGAGACUCCAGAGCCGGUCAAUUUCUUCAGCUAUGGGAGUAUCAAUUUAUCCCUUAUGCCCAAGUCCUGUAUCUGACAGUGGAGAGGGAGGCCAGCCAGGCCCCCUUGUUCAUGUCAAAAAUAAUGAUUGCAUUUUGUCAUCUAGUCCCAGUCACCUGCUAAUAACAUCUCACCAAUAUUGGGAGGCGUUUUUUUUCAAUCCCUUGAUUUCCUUACAUUUGUAUCUUAGAGGCAAGUGCUAAAAGGAGAUAUGCUGGAGAGAGCAGUGACCACAGGCGAGUCUGGGUUUUCUGGGAGGUCGUGGUAACAGAUUCUGUCCCUUGCACUGGGACUCAGCCCACCAUUGCCUAUCUGUCCUCGCUGACUAGAGACCUUCCUUAGAUGUGAAGAAACCUCUUUUCUUUGGGGGUGGGGAUGUAUGGGGAAGAAGACAGGUUGCAAGAUCUUAGCACAGAGAACAGAAUAAAAUGCAAGCAAGCAACCCCUGGGCAUUCUCAAAACAUUUCAAAGAGCCGGUAUGACAAGAUAUAACUCACUUAAAAUAGAACAUUCUGAGCCCUAUGUGACCAAGCAAAAGAAUAUGAGCCGAUUCGGUGAGUAUGUUUUAUACAUGUGGUCAUUAGACAGGGACCAUAGCUGACAAAACUCUUGAACACCUGGAGUGUUUAUGGUCCAUCAGAUUAUUGCUUGGUUAAUAUAAAUUUAUAUGAAUUUACCUUUAAUUUGCAUAGAGCUUUCUGAUUGGUUAGACAAGGAGUGGUGUGUAUUGCAGGAUUCCAACACCGCCUCUGCCCUGGGAGGUAGCAAUUCCUGUGGUUAUUGGUGCUAAAAUAAGAUUAAAUAUUAUGUUAACUCGUUCUGAUACGAUGUGAAUAAAUGUGUUGUUUAAUCUUAACAAGAAUGCUACAUCUUAUCAGAUCUAUUGUACUGUCUGUUCCUUCUCAUAAUUAAUUAAUUACAGGAAAGGUGAUCCAAACCAGAUCUUGAAACUAUUUGUGCUAUUCAGAGAGGUGAAUUUAACAGGGAAGUGGGAGGGGGGAAUGAAAAGGGAAAUUGCCAGGUUCCUGUGGUUUUCCAAGGACUGAGGAAGCAGACAGCACUUGGGGACUUAACUGACACCGACCGCAUCUUGCAAUUUUCUUUUUCAAAUUGGCAGAAAUAUUGUCUUUCCAUCGGUUGAAGAAAAAAAAAGUGUCUGGUAAUAAUUAAAUGACUUGUUCAUGGAAAAAAUAAAAAUAAAUAAUCUGUCAGUUGUGGAAUGUAAACUGAUUAAACAAUUAAAUAAAGAAGAUCAUGUUGUGUGUUUUAA
Molecule: messenger RNA, 12189 nt
Organism: Mustela lutreola (European mink)
Lineage: Eukaryota; Metazoa; Chordata; Mammalia; Carnivora; Mustelidae
Gene: TMEM178B
Product: transmembrane protein 178B
Exons: 4
Coding region: 1803-2687 (294 amino acids)
Cellular component (GO): membrane
Source: RefSeq, a predicted model, not a curated record